Doryrhamphus excisus (bluestripe pipefish) is the source of this 2567-nucleotide messenger RNA. NCBI's taxonomy places the organism in Eukaryota, Metazoa, Chordata, Actinopteri, Syngnathiformes, Syngnathidae. The record is from RefSeq and is a predicted model, not a curated record.
GUGGCCGGUCACAAAUUGACAUUGGACACCACUGUUAAAGGAGGCAAGUUUCACUUCCAACCAGAGGGGGCGCUGGUUGCAACACCUAACUUGUCGGCUCGUCUGACGACGAAGAAAGAGCGCUUCCGGGUCAUGUUAUGUUUCGACAAAAAUGGAAGUAUGCUGCUCGGACUGCCUUCAAGUUGUCCAUCAAGCCUGAAUAAUCCGAAAAGAAAGGCGGUACGCGGAGGAAUAAUCUUGCUUUCACUCUGAUAUCAGGAUGCUCCUCGUCGUCCUGUUCGCCUUCCUGGCCCUGACUUCUAGUCAGGAAGCGGACGACGACUGGAUCGAUCCGUAUGACAUGCUCAACUACGACGCGACCACCAAAACCAUGAGGAAGCUAAUCGAGCUAGUGAGAGUUUCAGCUGUCCAAAUUUCCAGUCGAGAUGACGUUGAGGACUCCGGCCAAGCUGAGGCGACAGGCUGCGACAAACAACUGGCUCUCUUACAAAGUCAGGUUGAAGUCCAAGAGAAGAGAAUGAAGCACAUUUUACAGCAGCCCACAUGCAACCCAGUCUUCAAAAGGUUCCUGAGCAGACUACUGAAGGACAUUCACAGACUCGGAUUGCCCCCAGACUCCACAGACGUCCUAUAUGACGCCCAGAUCCGACUGUCCAGACAAGCCGUGUCAGAGAUUCAAACGCUCCUGGACGGCGGGGAAGACAGCUGGAGGACGGGAGCUCUGGACAACGCCGUCAGUCAGAUCCUGGUGGACCUCCGACCCCAUGACCACGAGGCCUGGAGGUGGCGCUUUGAAGACACCUUCGGCGUGGAGCUGGACAUCAUUUUAAAGUUGUUGCUGGCCGUGGCGUGCCUGGUGGUGAUGGUGUGCACGCAGCUGUGGUCCAGCAUCUCCUGGUUGCUGCAGUUCAGACGUUUCUUCGUCAUCUGCUUCUUCAUCAGUAUCGUCUGGAACUGGUUGUAUCUCUACAAGAUUGCCUUUGCUGAACACCAAAGCAACAUGGCCAAGAUGGACAGCGCCAACAACAAAUGCACCGGAGUCAAGACCAUUGACUGGAGCGACAGUUUGAAGGAGUGGUUCAGAAGCACCUGGACUUUGCAGGACGACCCAUGCAAGAAAUACUAUGAAGUCCUGAUGGUCAACCCCAUCCUGCUGGUGCCUCCCACCAAGGCCAUUUCAGUGACGUUCACGACCUUUGUCACGGAGCCGCUGAAGCACGUCGGCCAGGGAAUCAGCGAGUUCCUCCGAGCGCUCCUGAAAGACCUCCCCAUUACCCUGCAGAUCCCGGUUCUCCUCACCAUCGUGCUUGGCGUUGUGGUGUGCGUGUAUGGAAGCGUGCAGGCCACCUUCCAGUACGGGAUCACCGCACCCCUACGCCAUCGAAAUCCUCCACCUCUCCCAGAACCGGAUCAGCCUCGUCUCCAACCAGCGGAGGGCUGCGACGGCACGGAAGGAAGGAACGCACGGACACGGAAUGAGGCCGGACCGGCGAGGAAUCGUCUUUGCCGAGAAGAACGUGCCGGGAUGUUAGUGGAGACCUUACACUACGCCAACGCUUCCACCUGCAGGGAGCACCACCACCUGGACGGGGGCCGGCAGGGUCAGCGUGCCGAGGAAGGUCAGGGGGACGGGAGUGACCCUCAAGCUGAGUCGCAGGAAGUGGAAAGACCCGCCAAAACAAAACGCCUCCCCCGUGAACUCCAAUCUUCUCCUCCGCAACCUCCAAAAGACGGCGGCAGCAGGAAGAGAGUUUCAGUUACGUGCAAACGCUCACCAGAUGAAGACGGGGUGGAGGACCGGGAGACCUCCUCAGCUGGCGACUCGGCACCCUCGACAGACGUAGAAACGCUUGGCUCACCUGUACAGGAGUCGACAGCAGCCGACAUGCCGUCAAACGACGCUUGAUGCCAAAGAUUGCCGUGUGAUAUGAACUUUGCACACAGAAAAUGGACACUAAUUGUUUUUUGGAAGUGGACAUUGACACAACGCUACACUUUAUAUGAGCAUUCCCUCAUUGAAUACUUUUUAGUAUUUGGCGUCUGGCAGCUUUGUUUUUAUUCAAUGCUUUUCGAAAUAUUUAGCCACAUUUUUUUUUCUUGCCCAUAAUUUAAACGAGCGAGUUCAAUCAAUGAAUAAUAAUAUUAUUGCACUACAAGGGAUAUAUUCAGUCUCGUUCUUCUGAUCUUAUUUGGAAUGUAAUGACAAGUGCAAGGCUCUUUGCACUUUUUGGCUAACAUAUUGAGAAAUAAAAUCAUUCAAACAAGCUGUUUUAUGCUAGUCAAAGAUCAUCUAUAUGACAGGAGCGCACUGGUUCUCCUGGGAAGAGUACAAUUAUGUCAAUGAUAGCUCAAAUAUUUAGUAAAGCAACACAUGUAGAUAUGCUAGGUCGCUACACACAACAAUAAUAAUAAUAAUAAUACAUUUUAAUACAAUAAUACAUUUUUUUGUAUAGCGCUUAUCAAAGUACUCAAAGACGCUUUACAGUAGAGAAAAAGAAAUAAAAAUAAAGUUGAGUAAAAACAGAGUAAAAGAUGCAUUAAAAUACGAUAUCCAUAGUCAUUCAGAG